Molecule: messenger RNA, 1496 nt
Organism: Anguilla rostrata (American eel)
Lineage: Eukaryota; Metazoa; Chordata; Actinopteri; Anguilliformes; Anguillidae
Gene: rp9
Product: RP9 pre-mRNA splicing factor
Exons: 6
Coding region: 173-859 (228 amino acids)
Biological process (GO): RNA splicing
Source: RefSeq, a predicted model, not a curated record
CAGCUGCAUAACAGGAAAUACCGUAGAAUGUUGAAAGUGCAAUAAUUUACAAAAUGAUACCUUUCGAGUGAAUUUGAAUGCCGUUGUUUCGUGUUAUUUGCUCAUUUCUGGAUGAUGUUUAGUUGUCUAGAUUAUUAUUUGUAACGAAUUCAUUGUGAUUCACGUAAUUACAAUGUCAUCGAAGAAAAGAUCCAGGCGCUAUGAAGAUGAGGAGGACAGCCGAGACCAUAAGAGGCAUAAGGAAUCAAAACAUGAUUUGGAGAAACUGAAGAAACAAACUAAAAAACUUCAACAAGAAGUCCAAAAAAUAAAGCACGUUGAGACCUUUUAUGAAAAACCCCCUCCUGGCCUGAUUAAGGAGGACGAAUACAAACCCGAAGACUGUAUACCUGAUUCACCUGGGAAUGAACAAGCGAGAGACUUUUUGGCCCAUGCUCCCACCAAGGGUUUGUGGAUGCCACUUGGGAAGGAAGUCAAAGUAAUGCAGUGUUGGAGAUGCAAACGCUAUGGGCACCGAACGGGAGACAAGGAGUGCCCUUUCUUUAUCAAAGGAAACCAAAAGCUGGAACAGUUCAGAGUUGCACAUGAAGACCCAAUGUAUGACCUGAUAAGAGAAAACAAACACAAUGAAAAGGAAACAAGGAUACAGCAGCUACAGCAGCUGCUGCAGGACACCACCUCCGACUCGGACAGCAGCAGCAGCCGCAGCAGCAGCAGCAGCGGCGGCAGCAGCCGGCGCAGGAGCAAGAAGAAGGGGAAGAAGGAAAAGAAGAAGAAAGAGAAGAAAAAGCAGAAGAAGAAGAGCAAGAAAAGGAAGCGCAAGUCCUCCAGGGCCAGCGACGGCUCCUCGACGGACUGAAACGGGGACGUGGCCGGGCGCGCGGCUCUCCUGCCCCCCCGCCGUCGGGCCCCGCCCUCAGGAGGGGGCCCGGCCGACAGACAGACAGACAGAACGCCUCGGCGGCGUGCAGCGUGAGCCGCUAAUCACAGGGGGGGGGGGGCUUUGUUUCUCCCCCCCCCCCCCCCCGAGUCAGAACCGUUUAAUAAUGCAUGGAUUUCCCGCUCUCUGUUUGCCAAGGGUGAAAGGUUAAUUAGGCAUCUUCAUCAGAUCAUACAGAGCUGAUCCAAACAAGGACCUGAUCUCACAACCCUGCAUUUGCUGUGUAAAUAUGAUUCUGUCCACAGUGUAGACAAUUACACCAGGGAUGCAUAUGCAGGGGAGAUUGUGGUUUAUAUUGAGUGAAUGUACGCAAUACAUAUCCAUAUAGUAUGUAGGAAGUGUGUUACCUUCACUUUUCCUAUAAAAAAAAGUUUGCAGUUUACAGUGUUAUUCCGCCUUAUUUGAAAAAAGUGAUUGUCUAAUUUGGCUAAUCAGCUAGCCACAGCUUCCAGUAAUAGCCAGUCUUGCCACAGCACCUUUUAAUGUUUCAAGAUGCGCAGAUAUGUAAAUACGAAUGUAAAUAAAGGAGACUUCAAAUAAAUUCAACUAAAGAAUA